AUGUUAGAUAAGGUCCGAAUAUGUGGCGAAAAUAGGCAAACAGGAACCUUUUCAAAGCAUGAUUGGACUGACAUUAGGAAGCAGUUUCAUAAGAAGUUUAGGUUGAAAUAUUCUUUGAAGUCGUUCAAGAAAAAAUUCACCAAGUUGAAGGAAAAGUACAAAGAUCAUAAGAAACUCGUGGAAGAUAACACCGUAUUAGGCUGGGAUCCUGUUUUGUGUACCGUAGAGGCCUCAAAUGAAUGGUGGGUUGAGCAAGUGAAGAAUUUUCCACAAACAAAGGUGUUCCGUGUCUCUGGUUGCCCCGAAUAUCGGAAGCUACAAACUAUAUUUGGUGAUACCGUGGCAACGGGAAAUCUUAGACAGACACAAGAAGGUGGUUUUUCUUCUACCGAUGGUGAAGAUGAGAUAGAUAUGACUGAAAAUGGAAGUCCCACGCAACCAUUAGAUACAUAG
Papaver somniferum (opium poppy) is the source of this 453-nucleotide messenger RNA. RefSeq lists its product as uncharacterized. The transcript is spliced from 2 exons. Lineage: Eukaryota; Viridiplantae; Streptophyta; Magnoliopsida; Ranunculales; Papaveraceae. The coding region runs from base 1 to 453 and encodes 150 amino acids. The record is from RefSeq and is a predicted model, not a curated record.